This is a messenger RNA of Caenorhabditis elegans, 928 nucleotides long. RefSeq names its product Methyltransferase FkbM domain-containing protein (gene Y82E9BL.12). The record is from RefSeq and is marked reviewed. The transcript has 6 exons. The coding region runs from base 1 to 912 and encodes 303 amino acids. NCBI's taxonomy places the organism in Eukaryota, Metazoa, Nematoda, Chromadorea, Rhabditida, Rhabditidae.
AUGGCGGUUUUCCUGUUUGUCAUGAUCUCCACACUGAAUCGUUCACAACAAGAAAUGGAUUCUAAGCGAUCAGAUCCCGUGGAGCUUCCGAAAACUGAGAAAAAAGAAUUGACAACUGAUUGGGACACUUUGGAUGGAGUUGGGUACAGAUUUGCAAAGGAUAAGGAAAUCGUAAUGGAUCCCCGAUUUGAAGAACUGGAAAAACUGCCAACUUGUGACCUGACAGUUGACAAGACCUCUCAAAAAAUUGACAUUCCAAAGCUGAUGGACUCAUUUCAAGACUGUAUCAGGCCUAUUGUAAAUGAAUGGAAAAAUGAUUUGAAAGCGAAAGAGGAGAACAUAAUGGUAACGCUGGGUAUUGGUCAUGACACUAUGGCGGAAGAAAAACUGAACAGAACUCUCCCCAACACGAAAUUCUUCGGAGCCGACCCGAUAAUUGAGCCGAACCGCCAACUUUACACAGCUUUCGGAAAAUACUUCCCGUUUGCAAUUGGCAAGAAGCCUGGUUUCACGAAAUUCCGAGUUCUUCCGAAUCAAAAUCAGAGAACAAGAAAGUACCAGUAUCAAGAUGUCACUACAAUCCCGCUCACCUAUUUUUUGUCUGACAUUUUGGGCUUGGAGCAAAUCGAUAUUGCGUGGAUCGAUAUCGAAGGCGGCGAGUUUGAAUUCCUCGACCAACUGCACAAAGGUGGUCCACUGGACGAAAAAGGAGUCUCGAUUUGCCAAUUCAACCUGGAAGUUCACUCGAAAUUCCACCCACCUGGAGCUCAGAUCUAUCACGAUUUUGUGUUCAAAGUGCUCGAGGACAGGCGCUACGUCUUCCUGAAACCGGCACACAGCGAUUCUGGCGUACAUCGCAUGUUCUUUUUUAAUUUGGAAAACGAGAAAUGUGUUAGGAAAUUUCUUCAAUAAAGUAGUUUUAGUUAGU